Molecule: messenger RNA, 672 nt
Organism: Fusarium redolens
Lineage: Eukaryota; Fungi; Ascomycota; Sordariomycetes; Hypocreales; Nectriaceae
Exons: 4
Coding region: 1-672 (223 amino acids)
Biological process (GO): glutathione metabolic process
Cellular component (GO): peroxisome; mitochondrion
Molecular function (GO): glutathione transferase activity; glutathione peroxidase activity
Source: RefSeq, a predicted model, not a curated record
AUGGGUGGACGUGUCGACUGUUACCUAGACAUUGUGUCUUUCUACAGUUAUGUUGGAUAUGCAGACUUGAGACAGAACAUGAGCAAACUUGCUGCUCAUGGAGUUAAAGUGAAAUCAGGAAACCGUCCUCCAUGGGUGCUCAAGGCCAAGGGAAAAUACCUUGCCAGAGAUUCAUUCCGCGCUGCUGAGCGUCUUGGGGUCCCCUAUCAAGGCUCGCCACCUGAUAUUGUUGCCAUCGCAAAGACCGUCUCACCGCUUCGCGCUCUGCACUUUAUCAAGGAGAACUACCCAGAGUCUACCUAUCUCGCGGCAAUUCGAUAUCUAUUCCACAAGAUCUGGCUGCCUCCUCAUGUCAACCUUGCUGAGGACGAGAAGCUCAUUGCAGCUCUCAAGGAAGCGACGGAUGAGCUUGAUGGAGGAACUGGCAAGAAGUUGUUCUCUGAUGAAGAUGUUGAGAAGAUUAUGAACGGAAGAGAGAGUAUGAAGGACAGGGUCAAAGAUCUUACCGGUGAAGCGGUUCAGAAGGGUGCUUUUGGAGCUCCUUGGUUGAUUGUGACCCGCGAGGAUGGCAAGUCUGAGGCUUUCUUUGGAAGUGACAGGUUCAACCAUAUUUAUCGGUUUUUGGGAGUUCCUUUCAAGGAUAUUGAGAUUUUGCCUCCAUCAAAGUUGUGA